Messenger RNA from Hyla sarda, 3422 nucleotides. It is a transcript of the gene HERPUD2, whose product is annotated as HERPUD family member 2. The record is from RefSeq and is a predicted model, not a curated record. Lineage: Eukaryota; Metazoa; Chordata; Amphibia; Anura; Hylidae. The transcript is spliced from 10 exons. The coding region runs from base 506 to 1711 and encodes 401 amino acids. Gene Ontology annotation, biological process: endoplasmic reticulum unfolded protein response. Gene Ontology annotation, molecular function: protein binding.
AGGAGGAAGCGCUGCGUCUUCCUCAGCUCCUGUUCCGGGUGGAGUUUAGUGACGUAAUUCCGUUAGACGCCCGUCCACAGUCCCUCCCUGUUUGUGCAGCUGUGUCCGGGGCAGGAACCCUCAGCUGACACAAGGAACGGGAGGAGGCGUCUGGGGAGACUGUGCCAGGAGGCAACAAGAGGCGCUUCCAGUGUUUGGAAGCCCGGUAGCGAAUGAGUGGAGUGCUGGCUGCAAAUGUGUAGUGUGCUUCAUUCUUUCUGGGAUACAAUCUUCUUAACGUCUCCGAGGAAUACCAACCUCUGAAUGUCUCUUGAUGGGAAGUAUUAUAUUGCCUAGCAGCCGCUUCAUUGGUCAGCGUGUUCACCAUUUUUUGCCAUAACUUGUGCUGUCUCUUUGAAGCCACAGUGACGUAAAAGAACACAGCAUGAUUUUACAAUGUUGCUAGCUUGCUAAAAUACUGGGAUAUUAUUAAAGGGCUGGCCUGGAAAGUUUGCUAUAAGUUGCCAUGGAACAGGCUGUAAUGGAUAUCCCUGUGACUUUGGUGAUUAAAGCUCCCAACCAGAAGUAUGAUGACCAGACUAUUAACUGCUUCCUAGACUGGACAGUGGAAAAACUAAAAACUCAUCUCUCUAAGGUUUACCCCAGCAAACCGCUAACCAAGGAUCAAAGGCUUGUAUAUUCUGGCAAACUCCUCCUUGAUCACUUGCGUUUGAAAGAUAUUCUCAGGAAACAAGAUGAAUGUCACAUGGUUCAUUUAGUAUGUGCCUCCAGGAGCACACCAAAUUCCCCAAAACCAAGCACUAGCAGAGGGAGCACUGCAACCGAAAAUACCAGCAGUAGAUCAAGUUCAGAACACUCAGGAUCAUCUCUCCCAGUAUCUACAACCCAGGAUAUGCCAUCCACAUCAUCAAACCCUAGAACAGAGGAAAACUUGAGACAUCGCCACAAUCCUCAUACAUAUUCAGAUGCCAUGCACAGUCAUUCAUUUCCAUACAACAGACAACCAUCUGUAGGGAAUCUUCCUGCACAAGCAGUACCAGCUGGAUUUCCUGUUUAUUCAGUCUUCACCCCAUUGCAGAUGAUGUGGUGGCAACAAAUAUAUGCACGGCAGUACUACAUGCAGUAUCAAGCAGCUGCUUCCAGCCAAGGGACUUUUGGUAAUGCAGUAGCACAACCACCAGCCACUCCGACCAUAAAUUCUGAUCGACCUCCACCCAACCCUCCAAGAGCAGCUCCAAACAUUGCACCUGAGGUGAAUCAGAAUGUCCAAAUGAAUGCUCAAGGAGGCCCUGUAAUGAAUGAAGAAGAUAUUAACCGUGAUUGGCUUGACUGGAUGUACACAGUAUCCCGAGCAGCUAUACUUCUAAGUAUAGUGUACUUCUAUUCAUCCUUUAGCCGCUUUGUCAUGGUUAUGGGGGCAAUGAUACUUGUGUACAUGCACCAGGCUGGCUGGUUUCCCUUCAGGCAAGAGGAUGGUCAGCUGCAAGCUAGAGAAGAUUUAGGAGAUGUCAAUAAUGAUCAAGUAAAUAACAAUGAUCUUCUAGAGAUGGAACGUCGCAUGGACGAAGGCAUUCAAGAUGAUGGAGCAGAAGAGAGGGGGGAUGAUGUCCCAGCAGUUGCACCCCUUGGACUUGUGGCAUCAGCUUGGUCAUUCAUAACCACAUUCUUCACCUCCCUCAUACCUGAGGGACCCCCUCAAGUUGUUAACUAGAUCUUGUACUAAAUGCCAUCCAGACAUAUAUGCAGGAAAGGGGAAACUGUUUUAAACAAUUUUGCCGUCUCAAAAACUGUAUUUCAGUUUUUUUUUUUUAUCUCAAAGAUGUCUGUUUCUCUGAACCAUUAUGAAUAGCUAUUUGUGGUAUUUUAAGCACAAUCACUUUUUUUUUUAUAUAUAAAUAAUCAUUUUCAUGAAGAGAAAAUAACCACGUCUUCCUUUUUUUUCCAUUUUUAUUAAAUCCCAAAAUUUUUUUCUAAAGUCGGGUUGAUUUUCACUUGAGGCUGGUAUUGCUUUUUAGUUGUUCUUGUUCACACAUCUGUGACACAGCUAAUAUGAAAUGACAUACUUACCUAAAGCAAUCAUGGUGCAGCAAUAUGUAUAAAAUUUCCUUUUUUUUUUUAUGGCAGCUGAGGCUUCUUAAGCCUUUAAAGGGGAACUCUAGUACACGAAUACUUAUUCCCUAUCCACAGAAUCCUGUGAAUCCUGACCUGCCCCCUAGCUCUCUCCAUGCACAGAGUGACCUCCACUCAUGAAGCAGUGGGCGACAUGUCCCUCCAUGUAUCUCUGUGGUAGAGACAGAAAUACAGCGUUUGUGUAUCUUCCCGUGAUCAGACACUUAUCCAGUAUCCACAGGAUUCGGUUGAUAGGGAAAAGUACUUGUAUAAUGGAGUUCCCCUUUAAUAUCUCUGCAUCAUUUCCAGUACAAGCUUUAGUCUGCUCAAACUAGUAAUUCUGCAUACUUGUGUUGUAUUAUUAAAAGUAUUAAAAUUAAAGAGGUUAUCUUAAUCAGAUAACCCCUCAGAUUUUUCUAUUGCAGCAUAUGGACUUCAUAGAGACAGUCCACUCCUUAGUAUCCCCCUUUAUCACCCAGGUUGGAGAGCGCCGUGAUGUAGCCACUCUUAAGGAUUCACAUGACCAUGUAUAACACAGUAGCCCAUUUGUUGCAUGUUCAGAUACAAUUACAGGACCUGUUUUUAUGGUGUUCUGAGUGUUAGGUGGUUUGCAUUUUGAGGAGCAGUUGUUUAGUUGGACAUCCCCUUUAAAGAGUCAGUAGCUCAUAAACUAAGUAAUUAAAAGCAUUAUGUGGACUAAAUACUGCCAUUACUACUAAAAAAAAGUGUUAAUUUAUAGUUACUGGAACCUUCAGCCCAAUACAGUUUACAUGGUUGGUUAAUGUCAAUUUUUUCUUUUAAUAAUUUUCCACCAAUAUUUAUCUAGUCAUGUUUCCAUAACAGCUGGGGUUGAAUGCAGACAGCGUAUUUGCCACUUAUUAUCAAUGCCUUAUAAGUAUAUUAUUGUAUAAUAUUGUAUUAUUAUAUUAAUAUAUUAUAUAAUAUAUAUAUAUAUAUAUAUAUAUAUAUAUAUUUAUAUGUAUUAAUAUAUAAUACUAUUGUAUAUUAAUAAUUUGGCAGGAGUUUUGUUUAAAAUUUAAUCAUUACUGCAGGUUCACAAGAAUUCUUGAACUGUGUCUAUUAUUUAAGCAGAUACUGUAUGUACAUUAAAUGUUAUAUUUCAUGAUCAUGAGGAUUUACCAGACAUGUAAAAUAGUCUGUCACUCCUUUUUAUUUGGUAUAUGCUCAAGAACAAUAUACAUCAGAGUAUAAUGCAAUAUUUUGACUGUUUUAUAGUUAACAAAGAAUAUGUAAUAGCAUCUUAAAAUUCAGUAUUGUGUUUUUUUUCUACAAUUAUCAGUUUCAUAAACUCU